Molecule: messenger RNA, 4285 nt
Organism: Trichechus manatus latirostris (Florida manatee)
Lineage: Eukaryota; Metazoa; Chordata; Mammalia; Sirenia; Trichechidae
Gene: EPB41L4A
Product: erythrocyte membrane protein band 4.1 like 4A
Exons: 23
Coding region: 1-2061 (686 amino acids)
Cellular component (GO): cytoskeleton
Molecular function (GO): cytoskeletal protein binding
Source: RefSeq, a predicted model, not a curated record
AUGGGCUGUUUCUGCGCUGUUCCGGAAGAAUUUUACUGCGAAGUUUUGCUACUGGAUGAAUCCAAGUUAACCCUCACCACCCAGCAGCAGGGCAUCAAGAAGUCAACUAAAGGUUCCGUUGUCCUUGACCACGUAUUCCGUCACAUAAACCUCGUGGAGAUAGAUUAUUUUGGGCUGCGUUACUGUGACAGAAGCCAUCAGACAUACUGGCUGGAUCCUGCAAAAACUCUUGCUGAACACAGAGAACUGAUAAACACUGGACCUCCAUAUACUUUGUAUUUUGGUAUUAAAUUUUAUGCAGAAGAUCCAUGUAAACUUAAAGAAGAAAUAACCAGAUAUCAGUUUUUCUUGCAGGUGAAGCAAGAUGUACUUCAGGGCCGGCUGCCCUGCCCCGUAAACAUUGCAGCUCAGCUGGGAGCUUACGCCAUCCAGUCUGAACUUGGAGACUAUGACCCAUAUAAGCAUACUGCAGGAUACGUGUCAGAGUACCGUUUUGUUCCUGAUCAAAAGGAAGAACUUGAAGAAGCCAUAGAAAGGAUUCAUAAAACCCUGAUGGGUCAAGCUCCUUCUGAAGCUGAGCUGAAUUACUUGAGGACUGUCAAGUCGCUGGAGAUGUAUGGCGUUGACCUCCAUCCCGUCUAUGGAGAAAACAAAUCUGAGUAUUUCUUAGGAUUAACUCCGGUUGGUGUUGUUGUCUACAAGAAUAAAAAACAAGUUGGCAAGUAUUUCUGGCCUCGGAUUACAAAGGUUCACUUCAAGGAGACUCAAUUUGAGCUCAGAGUCCUGGGAAAAGAUUGCAGUGAAACCUCAUUCUUUUUCGAAGCUCGAAGUAAAACCGCUUGCAAGCAUCUCUGGAAAUGCAGUGUAGAGCAUCAUACAUUUUUUAGAAUGCCAGAAAAUGAAUCAAAUUCAUUGUCAAGGAAACUCAGCAAGUUUGGAUCCAUGAGUUAUAAGCACCGGUACAGUGGCAGGACAGCUUUGCAAAUGAGCCGAGACCUUUCUGUUCAACUUCCCCGGCCAGAUCAGAAUGUGGCAAGAAGUCGAAGCAAGACUUAUCCUAAGAGAAUAGCACAAACCCAGCCAGCUGGAUCAGACAGCAUAAACCAGAUAACUGCAAAUAUGGAAAAUGGAGAAAAUGAAGGAACAACUAAAAUUAUUGCACCUUCACCAGUAAAAAGCUUUAAGAAAGCAAAGAAUGAAAACAGCCCUGAUACCCAAAGAAGCAAAUCCCAUGCACCGUGGGAAGAGAACGGCCCCCAGAGUGGACUCUACAACUCUCCCAGUGACCGCAAUAAAUCACCAAAGUUCCCCUACACGCGUCACCGAAACCCCUCCUGUGGCAGUGACAAUGACUCCGUGCAGCCAAUGAGGAGAAGGAAGGCCCAUAACAGUGGUGAAGACUCAGAUCUAAAGCAAAGGAGAAGGUCCCGCUCACGCUGUAACACAAGCAGUGGUAGUGAAUCAGAAAACUCUAAUAGAGAACACCGGAAAAAGAGAAACAGAAUACGGCAGGAGAAUGAUAUGGUUGAUUCAGCGCCUCAGUGGGAAGCCGUAUUAAGGAGACAAAAGGAAAAAAGCCAGGCGGACCCCAACAACAGGCGAUCCAGACACAGAUCUCGCUCGAGAAGCCCCGAUAUCCAAGCAAAAGAAGAGUUAUGGAAGCAUAUUCAAAAGGAACUUGUGGAUCCAUCUGGAUUGUCAGAGGAACAAUUAAAAGAGAUUCCAUACACUAAAAUAGAGACGCAAGGUGACCCAAUCCGUAUCAGGCAUUCUCAUUCCCCACGAAGUUACCGCCAGUAUCGCCGGUCCCAGUGUUCAGAUGGAGAGCGAUCCGUUCUCUCAGAAGUGAAUUCAAAAACGGAUCUAGUACCUCCACUUCCAGUGACCCGUUCUUCGGAUGCUCAGGGUUCUGGUGGCUCUACAAUUCAUCAGAGAAGAAAUGGGUCUAAAGAUAGCCUGAUUGAAGAAAAAUCUCAGACGUCUACAAGCAAUCUGGCUGGAAAACACACAGCAAAAACAGUAAAAACUGUCCAAGCUUCACGCCUCAAGAUAGAGACUUGAUUCCACUAAAGCGUCUGUGAUGCGGGUGGGAAGGGUGUGUGCCAUUGUUAUUUUGAAACUGUGAAUUAUAAUUGUUUAAACAUCCUGGAUCUGCAAGUGUUUCUUUACAAAAUAGCCUCUUGCUUCUUUAAAGAUUUAAAACUACAGUAUACUUGUGCCAAAGGGCUUUAUUAUUUUGGUGUCUGGAAGGACAGUCUUGUAAAAAUGCAUUCACAUGAUGCUGUAUCUCCAUACUGGGACAGUAUAUUACGACUCAAGUUGUGUGUGUCCACCACAGCCAAGACUAGCUCAAGGUUUGGAAUCCUGGACUGCAGUUUACUAGCUGUGCAAUAGUACACAAAGUGGGAGGAAAAGCUCUUCCCAACUCCAGGUGGUUCUCAGUCCAAGCUAAAUGUACAAGGGCUGAGUAUCACUUUCAGACUGUGGACAUUUUUAUCAUACUAAGUUCUUUGUAUCUGUACUUUGUGUAAGUUCCAUAGGUGAUUUAUAAAUGAUGUAAAAUGCUUUUUGGUUUUUAAGUAUUGCCUUUUAAUUUCUGAAGUGCCCUUGUGUUUUCCAAAAAAAAAAAAAAAAAAACUGUAAAUGUGCAUUUCAGUUAACCUCUGCAUUCUAAAUUCAUGACCCUCGACCUCCAAUGGUUGACCCUGGCUGUUCUUCCCCAGUGACUUAUUUCAUACCUUUCCUGUCUGUAGAUGACCUUGCUAUCUACUUCACAGAACUUUUAUCUUCCUGUUGCCACAUACAAACUUCCCCACAGCUCGUUCAACCCUAAUCCUUCCCUCCUGUUCUAUUCCUCACCUGUGCUUUAGAUUCCAUCCCCUCCUAGCCUCCUCAGGAUCCUUGUUUAUCCUUCCUACUUGGUUUUAAACUUAAGACUGCCACUUAAAGUAAACCUACUUUCACAACUUCAAAACCCUCUCCAGCUAUCUCUCCCAUUUUCAGCUAAAUUUGUGGAAAAGAUUCUUUACUCAGUGUCCCCAGUUAAUCACCUAAUUCCAGUUAUAAACUAUCUCUUAUCUGGAUUCUCCCCUAUUCCUCCACUAAAGCUGACCUGGCUAAGGUCACUGUCACCAAACUAAACCCCAAGGAUAAUUUUUAGGACUUCUUCCAACACACUCUUUUGCUUCUACCUUUUCUGACCAUCUUUUGCAGCUUACCCUAUUCUACCUUGCCAUUACUUGUUUUUCAAACCCUAGACUCAUGACCUUACUCAAGACUCAAACCUUACACUAAUGGCCUUAAAAGUUCUGUUGCUUAAACAGACCACUAUAUUCUACUGCCCAUCUGAGGCCACUUGGAUUUCUCAAAAACAAUUAAAAUUCAACAAGUUUAAAAUGCCCCUCCUCUGCUGGACAUCAGGCUGUUACGCUUGUGCAAGGCAUACACCUAGGAGUCUCCUAUUAUCAAGCCCUGCUGUCAUAGCUCCUGAUAGUUUGUUUUCACAAAUUUUAUCGCACUGGCCCAAGCCAGGUAUCAACACUCAGUUACUCGGCUCCCACUCAUGGCAACCCCAGGUGUGUCAGAGUAGAACUGUGCUUCACAGGGUUUUCAGUGAUUUUCAGAAGUAGAUCGCCACAGUAUCCUCUAACUAGCAGGUAUGUAUCCCUUUUCUUCUUCCUCCAAUUCCAUUACAUCACAGCCAAUAUUUUUUCCAAAAACCAAAUCUUAACUUUUUCCUACCAUGGAUUUUCAUCACUUGUUUUAACACAGCCAAAGCCUUAACGGUCUGGCCUCUACCUACCUCCUUUUCAGCGUCAUCUGCUAAUACACCAGCUCCCAUAAUGGCCUUUUUACAAGCUUCAUGAAGCAUUCACCUGUUAUCUAAACUAGGGCACUACAGGGAAAGUGUGAGCUAAAUUUGGAUGGACAUACCCAUUUUCUAGCCUAAGGCCUCUCACAUGCCAUCCCUCCAACUUUGGCUGGAAAAAUACGGUACUUGCACUUAUCAUCUCAAUUCUGCUUUCUCAGGUUCCUCUAACUUGUGUCAAAUCCUACCAUGGCAUUUGUCUCACAAAGGCAAUUUUACAUUUGUGAUGACAUUUCCUCCACUGACUGUAAGGUUCCAAAUGGAGCAACUGUGUUUUGCUUCUAUUGUGUUCCCAGCACUUAGUACAGUGCUUUCAAUAAAAUUUUUGAAUGGCUGAUUAUGUUCUUUCUGUAACAAGAAAAAGGCAGAAGGUAUGUUUACUUAAGUGUACAAUCUAGUUUAAAAAAAAAAAAAAAA